AUGGCGUUCAACUUCAACUGGUCGCCGCUAAUAGCGGACACGGAUCGAGUACGCGAUAUGCUCACCAACGCUCUGAACAAAUCCCCGAAGCCGCCCAUAAUCGUCGACGAUAUUGUUGUUAACGAGCUGAACUUGGGUUCCACACCACCGGAGUUGGAGAUCUUGGAGAUUGGGGAUUUGGCAGAAGAUCGUUUCCGCGGCAUAUUCAAGAUGAGCUACAAAGGCGAUGCAUACCUCACCCUCAAGACAAGAGUGCAGGCCAAUCCGCUUAAUACCUACCUUUCUACGAAGCCCAGCUUCGCAAGCCCGCAACCCCUGGCAGCGAGCAGUAGCUUGACCAUACCCAUACAAAUCACACUGUCUGAUAUCCGGCUAUCAGGCUUUGUCAUCUUGGUCUUUUCCAAACAGAAGGGUAUCACCAUUGUUUUCAGGAAUGACCCUUUAGAGAAGCUGAAGGUUUCCUCGACCUUCGACUCGAUACCAUUCGUGCGCGACUACCUGCAGAAGACCAUCGAGAAUCAGCUGCGGAUUCUUUUUAUGGAAGAUCUGCCAGCUAUAAUCCAUCGGCUGUCGCUGAGGGUGUUCAGCCCAGAGUACCAAACGGCGGAACAUCAAGAACCAAGCAAAGAACACGCCGAGGGACAAAAGCCUAUCGAUCCGUUCGCAAGCCCAGCACAGCAACCUGUUUCCGAUGACUCCGACCCGUUCUCCUCCCUGACGCUCGAACCGCCGACCGAAACCUACGCAACCUUCUCGCAAAAGAACAUGGUCCGCCUGGCGGCUCUGACGGAAAGUCAGAAGACAUUGAGCUUGUUUACCCCGAGUAUCAGAGAUUCAAUCUACCGCGCGUGGGCGAGUGCAGCGCAUCGCGACGAAAUCAACAAAGGCACGAAUACGCCAACUAGAACGGUCACGCUUCAAAGACUUCAGUCAUCCAUCAUGUCCCAAAGCGCUGUAUCUUCAGCUGCAUCCCAGACAUCAGGAGCAGGAUCCGAGGUUACUAGGCCUAGCUUAACAUCUAUGGCUUCUGCCAGCACGACGUACAGCUUUGGUGGCAGUGCGUCCAGGUCACGGCCCGGCAAGAAGAGGAAGAACAGAGUCGUCAACUUGAGACGGAACAAGGAUGCGGAAGAGAACGUAAUGGAGACUGCAAGCGUGUCGAGCAGCUAUGACGACAGCGCUACAAGGAGCGUGGGCGGUUCUGCUCGAUCAAGUGUGGUCAGGACUGGGACACACGAGUCGACAGCUCCAUCAAGCGAGUUGCGGGAGGGCGAAAUCACCACUCCGCCUAGGAGCGCGCGAAAGAGAGUCGAGUUUACUGCACAGGACGCGAGCCGUCAAGAUGGAGGCUCUGAUGGGCGUCCGUCGAGAGCAAGGCCUGUUACUCCGGCCAAACCUUCGCUCUCCACGCAGGCUGUCUCCGAUCCGGACCCUACACCUCGUGCAUCAACAGUUCUCCCAGAGACUGACCAGAUCGUGCGCCCUACCAUCCAUAAGCUUCCCACCAUGCACGCCAUUCCGUCUCGGUCUCCUUCACCUGAGCUUCGACGAACCACCUCGGAUAAUGUGCGUCGCUCAUCCUCCGAGAUGACACUUCAGAGUCUCGUAUCUGCUUUUGGCGAGAGUAGCACAGGUGGUAUCCUGGAGCAAGCCUGGAUGCAAAAGAUGGCCACCGAGAUAGCCAGGAAAGUGGAGUCGGAAAGAUCGAAACAGCGCGCAUGGCGAGCCCCGUCCGAAGAUGGCGUCUCCGAGGGCGCCGAAGCACCUCCGGCGUACGUCUCCUAA
Molecule: messenger RNA, 1785 nt
Organism: Lecanosticta acicola
Lineage: Eukaryota; Fungi; Ascomycota; Dothideomycetes; Mycosphaerellales; Mycosphaerellaceae
Source: the annotation of a GenBank genome assembly